Messenger RNA from Callithrix jacchus (white-tufted-ear marmoset), 4642 nucleotides. The record is from RefSeq and is a predicted model, not a curated record. Lineage: Eukaryota; Metazoa; Chordata; Mammalia; Primates; Cebidae.
CGGCAGGCCCCGGGCCCCUGCGCCGCGCGCCCUCUCCCCGGCGGGGGCCUGGAGGGCAGGGUGGGCGCGGGCGAGGGUCGGGGUCCCGGAGGCGGGAGGCAGCGCGCAGUCGGGGUUUCCAGGUGAAGGGCAGGAAAACAACCGGUCGGUCUGGGCGGAGCCGGGCGGGCGGGGCGAGGGCGGAGGGCGCAUUGCCUCAUCCUGUACAUUUUACUGGAAACCGGACGCAUCCGGAGGAGGGGCUGGGAGGUGGCCGGGGCACCGCCAAUGGCCGGGCCGGGCGCCGGGGAGGCCGGCAAGGGCAGCGGCCGGUUAAAUACCCUGGCAGCUCGGGGCGCGCCCGUACCCGUCCGCGCCGUGCGCCCGCCGACAGCUCCCCGAGCCCGCCCGCGAGGCAGCCGCGCGCAGCGAGCCGGUGGCGCAGGUGUCGGGUCCCCGAGCGCGCAGCCCGGGAGCAUGAUCGUGGACAAGCUGCUGGACGACAGCCGCGGCGGAGAGGGGCUGCGGGGCGCGGCGGGCGGCUGCGACCUCAUGACCAGCCCGCUCAACCUGGCCCACUUCUACGGCGCGUCGCCGCCCGCCGCCGCCUGCGACGCCAGCUGCUCGGCCUCGGGCCCCUCGGCGCCCGGCUCGCCCGGCUCCGACUCCUCCGACUUUUCCUCCGCCUCGUCGGUGUCCUCCUGCGGCGCCGUGGAGUCCCGGCCGAGAGGCGGCGCCCGCGCCGAGCGCCAGCCAGUUGAGCCCCAUGUGGGGGUUGGCAGGCAGCAGAGAGGCCCCUUUCAAGGUGUUCGGGUAAAGAACUCGGUGAAAGAACUCCUGUUGCACAUCCGAAGUCAUAAACAGAAGGCUUCCGGCCAAGAUUUUAAGACACAAGGUGUGAACAUAGAGCAGUUUACAGAAUUGAAGAACGCACUAUCAUAUAGUGGGAAAAGGAAAGGGCCCGAUUCAUUUUCUGAUGGACCAGUUUGCAAAAGGCCAGCUCUGUUGCAUUCCCAAUUUUUGACACCACCUCAAACACCAACCCCUGGGGAGAGCAUGGAAGAUGUUCAUCACAAUGAACCCAAGCAAGACAGCAGUGCUGAUCUGCUCCAGAACAUUAUCAACAUUAAGAAUGAAUGCAGCCCUGUGUCCCUGAACACAGUUCAAGUUAGCUGGAUGAGCCCUGCGGUGGUCCCUCAGAGCUCCCCGGCAGAGCAGUGUCAGGACUUCCAUGGAGGGCAGGUCUUUUCUCCACCUCAGAAAUAUCAGCCAUUCCAAAUCAGUGGCUCCCCACAAAUGAUAGACCAGGCUUCCCUGUACCAGUAUUCGCCACAGAACCGGCACGUAGAGCAGCAGCCGCACUACACCCACAAACCCACUCUGGAAUACAGUCCCUUUUCCAGACCUUCCCAGUCCCCGACUUAUGAACCAAACCUCUUUGAUGGUCAAGAAUCACAGUUUUGCCCAAACCAAAGUUUAGUUUCCUUCCUGAGCAGUCACGGGGAAUCUGAGAGUAUUGCUCAUCCCAUUCAGACUUCCUCCAGUGUUCAGCCGCAAAAUGGUGCCCACUUGCACAACUUCAGCGUGAUGCCCAACAGCGCCUGUGACGCUAUGGCGGGGCACGAGAUGGCCCCCGACUCUUCAAACACGCCACUGCCGUUUUCUAACAUUGGAAAUCCAAUGAACACCACACAGUUAGGGAAGUCAUUUUUUCAGUGGCAAGUGGAGCAGGAGGAAAGCAAAUUGGCAAAUAUUUCCCAAGACCAGUUUCUUUCAAAGGAUGCAGAUGGUGACACGUUCCUUCAUAUUGCUGUUGCCCAAGGGAGAAGGGCACUUUCCUACGUUCUUGCAAGAAAGAUGAAUGCACUUCACAUGCUGGAUAUUAAGGAGCACAAUGGACAGAGUGCCUUUCAGGUGGCAGUGGCUGCCAAUCAGCAUCUCAUUGUGCAGGAUCUGGUGAACCUCGGGGCGCAGGUGAACACCACCGACUGCUGGGGAAGAACACCUCUGCAUGUCUGUGCUGAGAAGGGUCAUUCCCAGGUGCUUCAGGCGAUUCAGAAGGGAGCUGUGGGGAGCAAUCAGUUUGUGGAUCUUGAGGCAACUAACUAUGAUGGCCUGACUCCUCUUCAUUGUGCAGUCAUAGCCCAUAAUGCUGUGGUCCAUGAACUCCAGAGAAAUCAACAGCCUCAUUCACCUGAAGUUCAGGAGCUUUUACUGAGGAAUAAGAGUCUGGUUGAUACCAUUAAGUGCCUAAUUCAAAUGGGAGCAGCAGUGGAAGCGAAGGAUCGCAAAAGUGGCCGCACAGCCCUGCAUUUGGCAGCCGAAGAAGCAAAUCUGGAACUCAUUCGCCUGUUUCUGGAGCUGCCCAGUUGCCUGUCUUUUGUGAAUGCAAAGGCUUACAAUGGCAACACUGCCCUCCAUGUUGCUGCCAGCCUGCAGUAUCGGUUGACGCAAUUGGAUGCCGUCCGCCUGUUGAUGAGGAAGGGAGCAGACCCAAGUACUCGGAACUUGGAGAACGAACAGCCAGUGCAUUUGGUUCCUGAUGGCCCUGUGGGAGAACAGGUGAGAGGCACGGGAGGGAGAGGAAGUACUUUUUGGCACCCCAGUCUAAAACAUAAAGGGAGCUGAGGCUGUGCAGGUCCAAGGCCAGCUGUUGCUCUUCAGGUGGGCUCUGUCAGUGUGUGUCUCACAGUAGCUUGGAGUUACUCUUCCUUUGGAAACAGAGCAAUUAAGAAAUUUAUCUGUAGACUCAAAAUGGUUAGAGGUCAGGUAGUCGUCUUUUCUGUGACACAAACUUAGGUUUAGAGUAAGUCAGAAUGGUUUAAGGUUCAGAAAGGGAAGGUACGAAGGUUCCUGCAGAUACCAAGGAAAGAGAAUCUUAGUUUCGUAAGGUGUGUGCCUUCACAUGUUGUGGAUAUUAAAUGAGUUGUUAUUUGUGGAGUGCUCGGAAUAGUCGCAGGCACAGAGUAAGAGCUCAGGGAACUUCAGUAGUUAGAAGUAUUUCUAUUUACGAAGUGAUACUGAACAAAAAAUGGAAAGGUUACUUACGUAAUUUCAAACCUAGAAAUAUACUUUAAACGGAAUGAAUGCUUUACUCAUCAAGUGUGCUUAUAUGUUAUUGAGGAUUGCUAGUUUCAUGAGUAAAUAAGGACUUACUCCUUUAAGAAUUUGAAAGGUUUUUGAUGGAAAUCCUUUCCUGGGAGGAAUGAGGUGGAUUGUGGCUGUGUACCGGUAGGGCAUUACAUACUUUGCUAAUCAUGAAAUACUUUGAUUCUGAGCUGUCAUUAUGACCACAAUGUUACAGGAGCCCCUUUGAAGAGCUCUUUGUAAAGAAAAAGUCUUUUGAUAGUUUGCAAAGAGUUUUCAUGUGUAUAGUUUAAUGUUAGAAGAACUUUGCAACUUCCAAGUUUCAGCUGAAAAAAUUGAUAUUCAGAGAGGUUCCAAGGACCAGAACCAUCAUUAACUUAUAAAAGGCAGAGUCUGGCUGGGCGCGGUGGCUCAAGCCUGUAAUCCCAGCACUUUGGGAGGCCAAGGCAGGUGGAUCACAAGGUCAAGAGAUCGAGACCAUCCUGGUCAACAUGGUGAAACCCCAUCUCUACUAAAAAUACAAAAAAUUAGCUGGGCAUGGUGGCGCGUGCCUGUAAUCCCAGCUACUCAGGAGGCUGAGGCAGGAGAAUUGCCUGAACCCAGGAGGCGGAGGUUGCGGUGAGCCGAGAUCGCGCCAUUGCAUCCCAGCCUGGGUAACAAAAGUGAAACUCAGUCUCAAAAAAAAAAAAAAAAACCAAAAACAAACAAACAAACAAAAAAGGCAGAGUCCCAGUCCCAGUGUUUGCUCCUGCUUCCCUGUCUGUAGAGUCCUAGGGAUGAUUGACGUGUUGAGCCAUUUAACUCUUCAUUAAAUGUUUUCAGAUUAUUCUCUUUGUUGCUUUGGUAUUCUGUGUAUUCUGGGCAGGUCGCUGGUCUUCUCCCUUCCUUGUAUUGGCAGCCUGUGGUCGUGGGUUUCGUCCUAGCAGCUAUCAGUUGUAUCCCCUACCCCAGUCUCCUUUCUUCUGAAUUGCUGCUGCUAAUCUGCUGUAGGCUGAGAGAUAGAAAAUAAAAUCUGUCAGACCGAGGUAUAAAAUGAAUCACUCUGAAUGAGCCGGGAUCUUUUCUGUGAUCCACGAAGUUAAGUGCAGAUGCCUUAAUACUUGGGUAUCAUGACAGCUGUUUUGACUCGAAUGCAUUAGAGAUUUACUUUUGUGUGUGUUAUAAAGUGGGUUUUGUGUUCCUGUUAGUUGAGGCUGACUUCAAGAUUAGUGAGAUAUUGUAAUAUGCCUUAAUUACUACCUUAUAUUAAAUGUUCUCGCAAAUAGCAAGAGUAAAGAUUAGGAAGAGAACCUGGGUGUUAUUUAAAUUUAUGGAAAUUUUUAACUUCAGAUAAUUUUUAAUGGAGGUAUUUUACUUUCUUGGACCCAAAGAUUAUUAUAGGAGAUCCAAAAUAAGCUUUAAAAGGAGUUUAGGAUUUUUAAAAGUCACCUUAAAAUCUUGACAAGCAUUGUGUGUAUUUCUUUGUAUACCUACAAGAUAAUAGGAGUAGUGUAGCAUGUAUAAGAAAGGAAUAAAACUCAGAAGGAAAUGCACCAUAUUGUCCAUAAGAAAUAAACCUCAUAAAUUGUAUUUAUUU